AUUAGUGGUUAAAAAUACACUUUUAUUUAUUUUAAAUGAUAAAAUAAAUUGAGUUUUAAUUGAUAUUUUCAUGAAAUUAUUGUAAUAUAUUUUAUAAAUGAAAAUAUUUGAUUUUGAUUCAAUUUAUGUCUUUCUUAUAGGAAUUAAAGUGUAUUUUUGUUGAAAGAAAGAGGAAGGAGCAAAGUUGAAAAGAAAUGAAGAAAAAAAUGGCAUUUUUGUUGAAGUCCAAAGCAACCCAACCCAAAAAGGUUAAGUCUAGCCCAUGAAGCUCAUCAUCAAUUUUGUCUCUUCCAAAGCAUGUGAUGCAAUGAUGAUAAGUCUAGGUCAUCAUCAACCCUAUUUUCCUCUUCCACACUCAACCUUCAUCCAAAGAGUAGAAGUCAAAAUCACAAUGAUAACAAAAAUAAUAUUAAUUUUAUUUUUGAUUUGAAAUGUCAAAUUUAAUCUUAAUAUUUAUUUUAUAAUCCCAAAUUUUUAUUUAUUUAUUUUUAGUCCUUUUAUGGCUCUAUAAAUAGGAGCUCAUUUUAGUAAUUGGGUGUGUAAUUUUUAGUGUAGAAAAACUAUAGCAAAAUUCUCUCAACUUUUCUUCUCAUCUUUUCUCUUUAGAAAUUUUAUGAGAAUGAUUAGCAUAAUGGCCUAAUCUUCCUUGGAAGGUUAGGGAUGAUUCCAUAUGCAAAGUGAGGUUAUUUUGUAUCUUUGAUUCACUUUUUGUUGUAAUGUUUAUUUGAGUAAUGCAAGUUCAUAUUCCACUUUUAUUUUUAUGUUCUUCUUCCAUCUAUACUAUCUAUGCUAUUAUACCAAAUAUAUAUAUAGACUUAGUCAUGCUCUUUCUAUAUAUUUUUAUUUAGUGAUUAUAGUAAUGGUAGUAUUGCUCAUUUCUAUCUUUUAUGUUCAUUUUUAUUUACUUUUUGUUAAAUGAUAUAUAGGUUUAGUCAUGCUCUCCCUAUGUGUCCAAAAAUUAAUAAAAGUAAUAUUAAUGUUCAUUUCCUUCACUAUCACCUCCAUCUCCAUCUCUAUCUCUUUGUCAUUAUUUUUACUAAAAAUAUAUAGGAUUAGUCAUGCUCUUUCUAUGUGUUACUAUUUAGUAAAAAUAAUAUUGAUGUUUAGUUUUAUAUUUAAUCUUUUAUUGCAUUAUUGCUUGAUGUAUAAUGUCAUUUCUAGGUUCUACAUAAGAUUAAAUUAUUUCUUUUAUUUUUAAGAACUUGUAUACUCAAAAUAUAAUGAACUUCAAUGUUACAUCAUUGUGUCAACUUAGUGAAUCAAAGGUACAAAAUAGCUAAACAAGCAUAUGGAUGAUUCUUGAAGCCUUUCUCUCUUUUAUUAUUGAUUACACCUUUAUUUGCUUUCCUUUAAUAUUUAUUACCAAAACAAAAACCACAAAAUCAUUUGUUACUACUAUCACUUAUUAUUAACCUUUUGUUUUUAUUUUUCUACUAACGCUUUUGUCCAUAAUCACCUCCCUGUGGAAUCGACCGCCCGAUCUAUACUACAACCACCGCUAGUGGAAGUCACAUUUGGGCGUUAAACAAAUUUUGGCGCCGUUGCCGGGGAGGUAAUUUUUCGAAAGCUAGUGAAAUCUACAAUCAAGAGGUUAGUAACUUUUUUUUUGUUAUAUUUUAUUUUCUUGUGAAUAUUGUCUUAUGUUGUGUAAAUAUUUGUAAAAAAAAAAUUACCAAGAAUUCAAAGUAUGCUCUAAGGUUGCGGUUUUAUCCGAUCUUCCUUAUCAGAAAUGAUUUUUUGAAAAAAAAAAAAAAAUAGUUAACAUCUUCUUGUAUUUAGUUUUACAAGUAUAAUUUUUUUUCUUGACAAAAAAAAAGUCUAUUCCCUUUAUUUUUUUUUAUUAUUUUUUUACUUUAAUUUUUGUUUAGUGUGAUUGUUUAUACUAUCUUUUAGUUAUUGUUUCUUUUUUUUCAUUAGUGUUUUAUUUGUUUUUUUCUUAGUACUCAUAGCAUUUAAGUCCUCUAAAAAAUCAUAAAAUACAAAAAAAAAAAAAAGUAAGUUAUAAAAACUUCUUCAUAAAACGCUUAGUAUUUGGUACAACGGUGUAAUAUUGUAUAUGACACAAACCAAGAUUGUUCUGUCUAGAAAGAUUGGUUUUUAAAUAAAGUUUGUGUUAGUGUACCCUCCACCUUACCUGGGAACCUCGGUUCUGUCUAGGCAAGGUUGGGACGAAGCGGUACCUUGGCAACCUUUCCAAUUGGCCUGGGAACAUUUUUGUGUUAAUCAUUGUAAUAUUACAUUUUUGUGCUAUUUACUAUAACAAAAACAACCUUGUUUUAUCAAAAAUAAGCAACUCAUUUUUGCUUAGAAAGGUCUUUGGUCGAAAAGGUUAGUGAACCCUUCACACUUACCUGGUAACCCCGGGGAGUUCUAGUAAGUUGUGAAGGACCAUUCUAAAAACCUCCAAAGUAACCUGGGAACAAGUUGAACAAAAAAAAUUAAAUAUAUUUAAAAAAAAAAAAAAGCAAACAAGAGUGGAUGAGUAACUCUUCUUCUGACGAAACCACUUCUAGUGAAACUUCGUCCAAUCCAUCUACUACUCCUUCUCCCAUUCACACGAUAAUCGGUAAUCCUUUCGCAAUGAAUAAUAAUAAUGAAAUACAACAGAGAACACUUAAUGAUUACCUUCACCCCACCCAAACUUCCAUACCAUCAUGCUUCAUAUUUCCACCUAAUAUGCCAAGUCUUGGUGUCAAACCCGGCAUUAUUCAACUUUUGCCAACUUUUCAUGGAAUAGAAAAUGAAAAUCCAUAUGUGCAUAUUAGGGAAUUUGAGGAAGUUGUUGACACUUUUUAUGACCGAGCAACCAUCAAUGAUGCUGCACGCUUAAAGUUUUUUCCCUUCUCCUUGAAGGAUAAAGCUAAAAGUUGGUUGUAUUCUUUGAGAUCUAGGUCUAUCGGAACAUGGGAAGAAAUGACCAAAACAUUUUUUGUUAAAUAUUUCCCUGUCCAUAAGACCAACAGUUUGAAAAGACAAAUCUCAACAUUUUCCCAAAAAGACAAUGAAACGUUCUAUCAAGUCUGGGAGAGAUUUAAAGAUCUCUUAAGUCAGUGUCCACACCACGGGUACGAGAGUUGGCGCAUCGUCAGCUACUUCUAUGAAGGCCUCACAAGUCGUGAGCGCCAGUUCGUAGAAAUGAUGUGCAACGGUGAGUUCCUUCAAAAGGAACCCGAAGAAGCUCUUGAGUUUCUCAUUGAGCUUGCUGAAAAAUCUCACACAUGGAUCGGUCCAAGUGCUGCUGAAAGCACCAACAGAAAUCGACUAGCUGGGAUUUACCAACUUCGGGAAGAGGACAGCUUAAAGGCCCAAGUCGAAUCUUUAAAAAAGCAAAUUGAAAUCCUUACGACUAAAGAUGGCCAAAAAGGGUGCAUGGUUGCCCAAGCACAAUCCAGACCACUCGAACCUUGUUUCGUUUGUGGAGAAAAUGGGCAUUUAGCUAAGGACUGCUUAGUUUACAAAGAAAUGAAGGGGGUUCAUGAGGAGCAAUGCAAUGCCUUAGGGCAAUAUAACAAGCCAUUCUCCCAUACGUACAACCCUGGUUGGAGAAACCACCCGAAUUUCAGUUGGAGAGAUAACUCUAACCAAGCUCAAACAUCUGGAGGACAAUGGAGAAAUGAGCAUCAAGCUCAACCUCCAAAGGCAUAUCCUACGCCUCAAUACAAUGCUCAACAACAAGGGAACUCCCUUGAAAGCACUAUUCAUGCAUUCAUUGAGGAACAAGCUAAAAUCAAUCGCCAAUUAAAGGAAGAUGUCCAAGAAAUAAAAAGUCAAUUUUCAAAAUUGACCGCAUCCUUGGCUAUUUCUGAGAAAGGCAGACUUCCUUCCCAGCCUCAAUUUAAUGCACAAGGGCAACACAUGGCUGAAAUCUCCACCUCUAAUGAUCCCAUCGUUAAAGGGGUUAACGCCAUCACAACAAGAAGUGGUAAAGCUUUGGAAGAUCCAUCCAUCAAAACCACUACUUCAAAUUCAAAAGUUGCCCCUGACAGUGCACCGAUAAAUGGUCAAGCAAAAGUACCAUUUCCCCAGGCUCUUAGACCUGUUGGGAAAAUUCCUGAAAACCGAGCUGAACUCCUUGAGCACUUGACACAAGUGAAGAUUAAUCUUCCUUUGCUUCACAUCAUAAAACAAGUGCCAGCUUAUGCCAAAAUCAUCAAGGACUUGUGCACUGCUAAGAGAAAGCACCAUGUCAAGAAGACUGCUUUCUUGACUGAACAAGUGAGUGCGGUGAUCGAACAAAAGACACCGCCAAAAUACAAAGAUCCUGGUUGUCCCACCAUUUCAUGCCAAAUUGGGACUCAUGAAGUCAGCCAAGCUUUGCUUGACCUUGGCGCGAGUGUGAAUCUCAUGCCUUACUCUGUGUACUCGCAACUUGGUCUUGGAGAAAUGAAGCCAACAUCUGUUGUCUUUGCGGCUUCUUGCUGA
Cannabis sativa is the source of this 4422-nucleotide messenger RNA. RefSeq lists its product as uncharacterized. Bases 2479 to 4422 code for a protein of 647 amino acids. The record is from RefSeq and is a predicted model, not a curated record. Gene Ontology annotation, molecular function: zinc ion binding; nucleic acid binding. The transcript has a single exon. NCBI's taxonomy places the organism in Eukaryota, Viridiplantae, Streptophyta, Magnoliopsida, Rosales, Cannabaceae.